CACAAGCACAGCAGAGGAUAUAUCAGGUCCAUGCAUUCGUCCAGGGAACAUCACUGCCAGGCAUAAAGUAGGCUGCACACUGAAGACAAAAGUGCCAAGUGAAAACAUGAAUUUGCUUUUCCAGUGGUGCCUAUUACUGGAGGAGCUGCGCUGAGGAGCUCAGCUGGACACUUCACCUCCAGCUUCUUAUUCUUUUCUUUUUUACGCUGAACACCUGAUAAACGUUCGUCACUAAUGACGGUCACUUACACGGCCAGAGUUGCAAAUGCCAGGUUUGGUGGUUUCUCCAAACUGCUUUUGGCCUGGAGAGGGAGCAUCUACAAAUUGUUAUAUAAAGAGUUCCUGGCUUUCUUUGCCAUGUAUACGGCUAUCAGCAUCACUUACAGAUUUGUCCUCUAUGAUGAGCAGAAGAGGUAUUUUGAAAAGCUGGCUAUUUAUUGCAAUCACUAUGCCAGUCUGAUCCCCAUGUCCUUUGUACUAGGUUUCUAUGUGACCCUGGUAGUAAACCGCUGGUGGAGCCAAUACACCAGCAUCCCCCUCCCUGACAGACUCAUGUGCGUCCUGUCAGGGGGUCUCCAGGGGAAUGAUGAGCGAGGCCGCCUGCUGAGACGCACCAUGAUGCGAUACGCCAGUCUGUCAGCUCUGCUCAUCCUUCGCUCCGUCAGCACCGCUGUCUUCAAACGUUUCCCCACCAUGGACCAUGUGGUAGAGGCUGGAUUCAUGACGAGGGAGGAACGUAAGAAGUUUGAGGGUCUCCACUCUCCUUAUAACAAAUACUGGAUCCCGUGCGUGUGGUUCACCAACCUGGCCGCUGUGGCUCGCUGCGAUGGCAGGAUCAAAGAUGAUCUCACGCUCAAGUUACUGCUGGAGGAGCUGAAUGAAUUCAGAGGGAAGUGCAGCAUGCUGUUUCACUAUGACAUGAUCAGCGUGCCCCUGGUGUACACUCAGGUGGUGACUUUGGCGGUGUACAGUUUCUUCCUGGUGUGUCUGAUUGGCCGUCAGUUCUUGGACCCCACUCAGGGUUACCAGGGCCACGACCUGGACCUCUACGUGCCCAUCUUCACCCUGUUGCAGUUCUUCUUUUAUGCAGGGUGGCUGAAGGUCGCUGAGCAGCUGAUCAACCCCUUUGGAGAAGAUGAUGAUGAUUUUGAGACCAACUGGCUUAUCGACAGAAACUUCCAGGUGUCUAUGAUGGCCGUGGAUGAGAUGUAUGGAGACCUGCCGAUGAUGGAGCGAGACCGUUACUGGAACGACUCCAACCCUCGGCCCCCCUACACAGCCGCCACGCUCUUCGUCCUGCGGAAACCAUCUUUCCAGGGCUCCACGUUCGACAUGGCGAUCCCUAAGGAGGAGAUGCAUUUCCAGCCUCUAGAGGACAUUGCUGAGAAUAUGGAGGAGUCCCGCAGUCGCCACCCCAACAUCGCCCUCUUCAACCGCCUUCUCAACGCGGCCCCGUCACCAACGGGCUUCAUGGGAGGGGCUUUCCGCCGCACUUCUGCACAACUCCAGAGACUCCAGCACUCCCCCAGCAUCGACCGAUGCUGCAGCGACGAUGAGGACGAGGACGGUUGUAAAAUAGGUAAAGGUGGGUCUCUGCCAUCAGGGCUGGGCCAGGACACCCAGAGCACCGUGUGCAGCUUCAGGGAGGAGAAGAGCGCCAGGACCCCUCUGCUGGACAUCCAGUUUGAUGAGGAGCAGGACAGGCGAGGAGAGGAGCCUCCCAACAAUGAAAAGAGAGAAUGGUGUGGAAUUGAGGGAAAGAGCAAUGAAAAAGGGCACAUGAGAAAAGAAGGGAAGAUAGAGAGAAGAGAGAGCUCUACAGCUCUACUGUCCCUCCUUCCCCCCCCACCUCAGUCGUCCAGAGAGACGACUCAUCAGUCGUCCUCUCCAGUUCCCGUCAGCCAUCGUAACUCCUCUGCAUUCCUGUUUCCUCCGGCUGCCCCCUCCAGCCUGGAACACUGCUGCUCCCAGCCAGCCAUCGGUCCUGCCGUUCCCAAACCCCGCAGCGGUCAAACUAAGACAUCACUCCUCACCGUGCCGUCCUACAAUGAACCGCAGCGCUUUCGCAGCGUGAGCAUGGGGUCAGAGUUCACCACGUCUUAGUGUGACCUUCCUAAAAACCUUUCAGAAUGUUAAACCGUAAGGUCUGAUUCAUGGAAAAGGGACACUUGACACAAGCUUUUGAGGCCAGUUUUUUUUUUUACAAAUGAAUUUAACACGAAAGGCUCUCCCUGAUUUCUCCAUUGCAAAUACAGUUUUAACCCUUGUGCUGUC
This is a messenger RNA of Cololabis saira (Pacific saury), 2274 nucleotides long. It is a transcript of the gene best2, whose product is annotated as bestrophin 2. The transcript is spliced from 10 exons. The record is from RefSeq and is a predicted model, not a curated record. Bases 235 to 2103 code for a protein of 622 amino acids. Gene Ontology annotation, molecular function: chloride channel activity. NCBI's taxonomy places the organism in Eukaryota, Metazoa, Chordata, Actinopteri, Beloniformes, Belonidae.